AUGGUGAAACCAAACUCGGGAUUGCAGAUUUUCUUCUCGCUGAGGGAUAUUGAGUUUGCACUAGGGUUUUUUCGUGGAGAUAGAAUCGAAUUCUCUGACGAAGAAGAAGAAGGCUUGAUCGGAGAGAAAUAUCGCCCUAGAUCAAACCAAUAUCAUCAUCGUCCACCUUGGAACGGAGAAGCUCAACAACACCACCAAGCUCGCGAGGAAAUUAAUAGCUUCCGGCGUUUUAAUCCUAUCGCUCCACGAAUUUCUCUUCCUUGUGAUCGUUCAAUUAGGCUUUGUACAAUAAAGGCCAAUCUUGAAAUGGUAAAUAAAAGUCAAGUCCUGAGCCUGUGUCGUUCCAUGCUUCGAGCAGGACGUCAAUACCCUGACUACAACAUCAGGGAGUACACAAAGCGAAGGACCAUGGAUGGGUUCCGCAUGAACAAGGAUCUCACUGACCCAUCAAAGAUAAAUGAGGUUUAUGCUGAAGCUAAAGAGCAGCUGGAGGUUGUAGAGAGGGUGCUCAAGGUUUACUUGGCUUAUCCUCCCAAGACCAAGAACAUCAUGGAACUCAAGCCUCAGGUAGGUGGAUGUUGA
This is a messenger RNA of Microthlaspi erraticum, 582 nucleotides long. NCBI's taxonomy places the organism in Eukaryota, Viridiplantae, Streptophyta, Magnoliopsida, Brassicales, Brassicaceae. The record is from the annotation of a GenBank genome assembly.